Messenger RNA from Larimichthys crocea (large yellow croaker), 799 nucleotides. It is a transcript of the gene lsm7, whose product is annotated as LSM7 homolog, U6 small nuclear RNA and mRNA degradation associated. Gene Ontology annotation, cellular component: catalytic step 2 spliceosome; U12-type spliceosomal complex; U2-type prespliceosome. Gene Ontology annotation, biological process: nuclear-transcribed mRNA catabolic process; mRNA splicing, via spliceosome. The record is from RefSeq and is a predicted model, not a curated record. NCBI's taxonomy places the organism in Eukaryota, Metazoa, Chordata, Actinopteri, Sciaenidae. The coding region runs from base 88 to 435 and encodes 115 amino acids. The transcript is spliced from 4 exons. Gene Ontology annotation, molecular function: RNA binding.
CACGCAGCUAACAUGGCGGUAAGUUCGUACGCUCUCUGUUUUCAUUCAAAAAUAUCCCCACACGUGCUCCGAUAAACAUCCACGAGCAUGUGUGCAGCCGGUGACUGUCGACUCCUAACAAGACCUGAGGAUAAAGAAAAGAAGAAGAAGGAGAGCAUCUUCGACUUGUCCAAAUACAUCGACAAGCCGAUUCGGGUGAAGUUUCAAGGAGGACGAGAGGCCAGCGGUGUCCUGAAAGGUUUUGACCCUCUGUUGAACCUGGUGCUGGACGGCACAAUCGAGUACAUGCGAGAUCCAGAUGACCAGCUGAAGCUGACAGAAGACACCAGGCAGCUGGGGCUGGUGGUCUGCAGAGGAACCUCCGUAGUGCUUAUCUGUCCUCAGGACGGCAUGGAGGCUAUACCAAACCCUUUCAUUCAGCAGCAGGAUGGCUAACACACUUUCUCACCUGCUGAGUUACAUUGUGUCUCACACACACAAACACAUGAACACCAUGCACACACGAUGUUUUGUGGAGUUUUUUUGUUUUAUUCUUUUUUAAAAUAUAUAACUAAUAAUGGGUAAAACAAAGCAAAUUUCUGUUGUUUAAAAAUCAUAAGUUGAUCAGCAAGAAGGACACUUUAAAGCACUUCACUUGUGCUUCUGUCUGUGAUGUGCAAGUUUGCAAAGAUUUGAGUUUUCAUGAGCCCACAAGUUUUGGGAAGUGUUAACAAUACUGUUUUCUUUUUAUCCAGAAUAAUUCAACUUUUUACUAUUCUUUGUUGUUUUUGAUAAGAAAAUAAAAUGAAAAUGUAUGUUG